This is a messenger RNA of Malus domestica (apple), 507 nucleotides long. Lineage: Eukaryota; Viridiplantae; Streptophyta; Magnoliopsida; Rosales; Rosaceae. The record is from RefSeq and is a predicted model, not a curated record.
AUGGCAUUGUUGAGUUUGUUGCUUGCCACUUUAUUUGAUGAUGUCAUGGAAUAUGUCAUUGGUUGUAAAACUUCUUGUGAAGCUUGGAAUUGUUUGCAAGAGAGGUAUGCAUCUGUAUCAAUGGUCAGAGUUAACCAACUCAAGACUAAAUUUCAUACAAUUCAGAAGGGCAGUGAUUCUAUAGACAAGUAUCUGUUGCGAUUGAAGGCAAUUAGAGAUCAAUUAGUGUCUACUGGAGAAAGGGUUACAGACAAUGAUGUAGUUAUUGCUACUCUAUCUGGUUUGCCUCCUGAUUUUGAUGUGGUAAAAACUGUCAUUUUAGCUAGAGAUACACCUAUUAAUUUGAAGGAUUUUCGAGCACAGAUACUUAGUGCUGAAGCUAUUGUUGAGUCCAGAAUUACAUCUCUGACUACAAGUAUGGUUGUAAUGUAUGUUCAAGGGGAUCACUCAGAGAAUUCAUCUGGAAGACAUAAGGGGGGAGAUCAAGGUGAUAAUUACUCACAAUGA